AUGCAGGAUUCUGGCUCGGUGCAGCCGCAGCAGCAGCAGCAAUCGGUGGACAUGAGCGACUACAGUCGCACCGGACAGGUCAGCCCCGUGGUUCGCAAGAGACCGGUUCAGUCCGACAGCGACUUGGCUGAACAGCCAUCAAAGUCGCAUCGCUCAGAGAUUGCUACGCCAGUGCAGCCACCUGCAGCCCCGCCCUCGGCACCCCCGACGGUUUCCGGCGCCUCCAUGACUCUGUCGCAAGCCCAAGUGCCCAUGCCUGCCCAGAGUGCUCCGCCGGCCCAGAUGGCGAACGGCAUGCCUGGCGGCGUAUCGCAUGCUUUGCUCGCCAACGUGACGUCUCUGCCCAACGGGACGCAGUCGCUCAACGCAUCGCCCACAACGCCGCAGAACGGCUUCGAGUUCUCUCAGGCACAGGCACUGCCAGGCAAUGCCGUUGCACAGUCCAUGCCCUCCAGCCCGUCUUUGCACCAGCACCGACAUGCGCGCGGAGGCUCGCUGCAGGACGCCAUGACGAUGUCCGCUCCGAUCGCGCAGAACCUGGGCAACUCUGAGGUCCAACAUUAUGGAGAACGCUCGCAGUCCAAGAUCUCACGCAGCGCAUUGCAGAUGUCGGCCAUUUCCAGCUCCAGCACCUCUUACAACCAGUCUGCCGUCGACUCGGGGCCUUCGUCGCCCGACGACUCGUUUAGCAAUGGCGAGGAGAGUGGUGACGAAGGCAACCAGGCCGACGAGACCGGGCAACAGCCCCGCCUGACCAAGCACCGUCGUCACCGAAGCAGUGGUUUCUUUUCGAGCGGCGCGUCAUUCGAUUUCGGGGCGCCCGAAGAGAACGGAGGCGGGGACUCCUCUGCGGCCAAUGGCGACAAGAACGCGCCGACCACGGCCCUGUCUCCCGAGCUGCGCAGUCAGCUGGAGUCGAUCUUCCACAAAUUCCUCACGGCCGUAUGCUCGGAUCUGGAGAUUACGGACGACAGGGGCGAGCUUCUGCACCAGACACUGAUGCCCAAGAAGAUGGCUAGGCUGGAUGAGUCGCCCGACUUUCGUCCGUUCAAGUUUCGUAUCCAGGCCUUCACCAAUGCCUUUCAGGCAGAGGUGUACCGCAAUGGCAUCAGCGAGUCCGAAUGCUCGAUCAAGAAGAUCAAGCAGUUCCUCUGGACGCAGCCCUACAUCUCGCGCUUCAACGAGGACGGCAAGAAGGCCAAGUCCAAGGGCAACCACAUCUGGAUCGUCGAGGCCAAGAAGAUCCCCGAGGGUGGAUGGGAGUUCCGCGAGUUCACGCGCAAGAUUGCUGGUGCUCCCGAAAAGAUCGCAUACGUGGGCCUCAAGUGGACCUGGCCUCUCAAGGUGUGGGAUCCUCAAGCAUCGUCGACGAGCAUCAAGGCAGUCUUCUCGUGUAACCAGGUACCUUCUUGGAUCCAUUGGGAGGAGAACAACCGAAUCCUCUCCGGAACACCGACGGCGGGCAGCGAAAGCGGCGAGGUGAGCGUCACCGCUCACUAUGUCAACGGAGGCCAGCUUCACCAGCUCCAGCAUUCGUUCUACCUGCAAGUUGCCUCAAUCGCCGCCGACGAGCUGCAGGCCAAUGAUGGAGGCCCAGCGGCCAGCACCGGUGCCCUCGCGGCCGAGCUCGCGUCCGGCCUCAACUCGGCUUCUUCCGAACCGAGCGUGAACGUCGUGACGGGCAGCAUGCCUCCGGCUCAUGGCGUUGCACCGAUGCUCCCGCAAGCGAUGCAUCCGGGCUUGCCCCCGCCCGGCCACGCGUUCAUCAAUGGGCAGCCGCCGGCCAAUUUCCCGAGCGAAUCGAUCAACCACCAGAUCGUGGAGCCUUCGAAGGUGCCUGCCGUGUUGAACGCGAUCGCAUUCCCCUUCACGCCUCCCGUGCACGCCGAUGCGCGUCCGCAGUACUUCCAGUCGCUUGUCAACGAGGCUGCGAUGCUCACGCCGCAGCUUUCGGAUGUACCCGGCGCCAACGCUGAGGCUGGUCGAUCGAACUCUCAGCUUUCCUCUGCCUUGGCGUCGCCGAUGCCGCCGCAGCUGAACCCCAGCUCAUUCCCCGGCGGUGCUGGUGAGCAGCUGGUCGGUGCGCCGGCGAUGCAGGCUCCAGCCUCGUCGCAGGCACUCCAGCAGCAGCUGCAGUCGGGCCUGUCGAUGCCGCCACAGUCCGCACCGUUGGCUGCGUCGCAUCUCGAAUCGCAGCCGCCCAACGGCAAGGCGUCGAGCGAGGAGAUCCAAGUGCACCAGGUGCGCAGUCUGAUCGAACGCAAGCAGCAGGCGCAGGCGGCCAACUUUAUGCUGUCGAUCCCGUCGCGCAAAGCGGCGAUCGCCGCCGAUGCGGCGCGGCCAACGUCGGGGCAGACAACGCCGAUGUCUUCGAUGCCCUCGGACAUGGUAGCGCAGCUGCCAGCGCUGAGCUCGAUGCCUGCGAACGAGUCGAUGUCGAGCGGUUUGGCGCCAAACGCGAUCAACGGUGAAGCGACCCUGUCUCCCGCCCUCAACGUGGGUUUCGACGCUCUCGGCGAAGCUGGCAUGCAGCUCGGGCUUCAAAACGAGCAGGCAGCUCAGAUGCAGUCGGGCCAGCAGCACGGCGGAAACCACGCUUGA
Molecule: messenger RNA, 2601 nt
Organism: Moesziomyces aphidis
Lineage: Eukaryota; Fungi; Basidiomycota; Ustilaginomycetes; Ustilaginales; Ustilaginaceae
Source: the annotation of a GenBank genome assembly